GAUUGUCCCGCAAUGACUGUAGUUUAGUCUUGCAUUUUCAUCAGUACCCAGCUCUUGCAGCUAGCGCCCAUCCCCCUUCUCGCAACCUGCUUCUAUCGGUCCCUGCCUGUCAAGAACCGAUGCAUUGACUACACAAUCUGUCAUGUCGAAACAAUACCUUUCCUGCGGUUCUGCAGACAAUGCACACCCUACCGACAUCUACGGGCUGGCCGUGACUGACAAGUUCUGCUUCUCAGCCUCUGGAUCCUCUUCUCUCAAAGUCCAUUCGACCCUCGAUCCCGAAUUCCCGUUAAUCCAGUCCAUUGAUGACGCCCAUAAGCUUGGCUGUCACCAUGUCGUCACCAAUCUCAGGGGAUCACGAGCAGCUAGCAUUGGGUUUGCGGGGGAGAUCGCGAUCUGGUCCUGCCACGACAAUGUCUGGUCUAAAGAUCGUACCGCCUCAGUAAACCCGACUGGGUCUGCGGGCAUCUGGGCAAUUGCCUUGUCCGCGGACGGGCAAUAUCUUGCUGGUGUGAGCCAAGAUGGACACGUCAAAGUCUGGGACCUGAACGCAAAUGGUGAAGAGAUUCGAGACUACGAAACUAAGGGUAGUUUCGGCACCUGCAUAGACCUGUCCGCAGAUGGUCGAUUCCUUGCAAGUGGACAUGAAAAUGGUAGCGUGUACAUCUUCAGUACAGAAACGGGUCGCAUGCCAUUCAGCUUAUCUGGCCUAGUGAAACCUGUCAGAGCAGUUGCUUUCUCUCCAGGAGGGAAGUUCCUUGCUGCUGCGGGAGAUUCGAAGGUUAUCGUGUUAUAUGACACAUCGUCUGGUGAACAAGUGGCCAAUCUAUCAGGUCAUGCAGCGUGGAUUAUGUCUCUCUCGUGGAGCAAUACGGGAGAAUAUCUUCUUAGCGGCUCUUUCGAUGGAAAAGUCAAGGUGUGGUCAAUUGACACCAGGGCAUGUGUAGCCACUCACUCCGAAACCGAGAAGUCUAUCUGGAGUGUGAGAUGGCUGCCGAAAAUCGGCCGCUCGGAAGGAUUUGCCACUGCGGGAGCAAGUAGAAGCAUAUCGUUCUACCGCGAGGCCACGGGUGGCUGAUCUUUAGAAAAUUGACUAAAGCUAACUAAGUGGCUCUAACUUAUGGAAAGUGUCCUUCAGCCGCCCGAUUUUCCAAAUCGCUUGCCAAAUGCCCGGGGGUGAUGCGGCUUCGCUGGGAGUCCAUCUUCCCGCAUACAGUUAGUUUUCCUGCAGCAUCAUCCGAGUCGUAUUCAUAAGCAUGUAUCAUCAAGCAUUUCUGUCUUGUCCAGUAGCUCGUUAUUUCAUUGUUUCGACGAACAACUUCCGCAUCCUCUUCAGGAAACCCCCAAAAUCGCGAUCUUCAUUUACGAUAUCCAGUUCCCGUUCUAGGGCUUCUCGAUUGAUCUUGGGUCGCGUGUGGAAGACAUCAUAGUCCCGGCUCGCGGUUCCAAGCUCAAACCAAGCCUCAGCGUCCCAGUCUUUCUCCAAUAAGUGCGUGUAAACG
This is a messenger RNA of Aspergillus saccharolyticus JOP 1030-1, 1502 nucleotides long. RefSeq names its product SKI complex subunit WD repeat protein SKI8. The transcript is spliced from 7 exons. NCBI's taxonomy places the organism in Eukaryota, Fungi, Ascomycota, Eurotiomycetes, Eurotiales, Aspergillaceae. The record is from RefSeq and is a predicted model, not a curated record. The coding region runs from base 143 to 1078 and encodes 311 amino acids. Gene Ontology annotation, cellular component: Cdc73/Paf1 complex. Gene Ontology annotation, molecular function: protein binding.